This is a messenger RNA of Cephus cinctus (wheat stem sawfly), 6505 nucleotides long. RefSeq names its product mothers against decapentaplegic homolog 6 (gene Dad). Gene Ontology annotation, cellular component: heteromeric SMAD protein complex. The transcript is spliced from 6 exons. The record is from RefSeq and is a predicted model, not a curated record. Bases 2076 to 3467 code for a protein of 463 amino acids. NCBI's taxonomy places the organism in Eukaryota, Metazoa, Arthropoda, Insecta, Hymenoptera, Cephidae. Gene Ontology annotation, biological process: regulation of transcription by RNA polymerase II; anatomical structure morphogenesis; BMP signaling pathway. Gene Ontology annotation, molecular function: transcription regulator inhibitor activity; I-SMAD binding.
UAAUACUCGUCACGCUAGUAACAAGUGUAAAUUAAUAAGAAGGCAAUUGAAUCGAUUCUAUACGUACGCGCUAGAUAAUCCCUAAAGGAGGCGAUGCGUAAUCAAGAGAUAAUCCAGGAAUCAUGUACUGAUUAAUAAAAAGAAGCAAUACAUUGAAAAUAUGCUGCGGUCGGUGUAUCGGCGCGCCGAGACGAGACGGACGGGACGAGACGAGACGAGACGAGAGGCGGUGGAGGUCGUGGUGCCGACGGAGGAGGCAAGUAUGUGUUCAUGACGGAGACCUCGUGCGUACUGGCCGAGUCGAGCUGAGCCACGAGCGGAGCCGUGGCUGAAACCGCAAUCGUCCUGGUUGGCCCCAUAACUCGGUAUUCGUGGUGCGCGGCUGCCGCGGUCGACAAUGUCGCGCGACUGAUCCGCGCCAGUCGUUCAACACCAGAGAGAUAGUGAGGACGGAAUAGAGGUAAAUAAAACUAGUGUGUGCACAUGUGAGAUAAAAGCCGCGGUCAACUAAUACGAGGAGUUUACAAUAGUUUUAUAUUGAUAUAGUGAGCCGACGGAGAAGAGACGUCUUUUACUCGAGGAGAGGAUACCGUGCGUGCCCUCGGACUCUUCUUUAGUUCUUCGGUACCUACCUUGCUCUCUUGCUCUCUCUGGCACGCGCCUUACAUUUCAAGAAUGUGACAGUGCGUUCAAAGCAUAGCGUGUUCAUCCUCGCGCGCGGAUACACACUGCGCGUAUGGUGUUAGGUUAUGUAUGUCUGGUGUAUUUAAAAAAUGUUCAUUGGUGCCCGUAAACCGAUAAAGAGUGAUCGGUAUAAUAUUGGCGUGAAGGUGGUGUUAUGUGGUGCCGGUGCGGUGGCGGCGAACAGAGCGAAGGAGCUGCAGCAACGCACUUCCAUGUACGCCGUCCUUUUGGCAUGCGUGCGAGCACGGGAGAUCUUUGACCAAAAAUCAUCUAUCCUCUACAAUAACAUUGCUCGUGCAUGUUUUAUAUUCAUACCGCGUGAAGUUGCAUCUCUUUUCUUUUAACGGGAAGGAAUUUAAAUAUUCAUAAAGACAGAGAAGAAAAGAAAGAGAGGGAAGAAACAGUUUUACCCUUGAGAGAACAAGAUCGCGCUCUCUCUUAUCGCUACUUUUUUCUCACUUCCUUUUUACUUGAAUUUUCAUAUUUAACGUUGUCGAAUUAAUCGCUGGUGUGAUAUACCCUUCUAUGUAGACCAGAGCGCUCAAUGUAAAUGUAAAUGAAGGUUCAAGGUGGCGAAGUGAUCCAUUCGUACGUGAGUGUAAAUCUUGUGGUUUCGCGUGUAUAAAGCAUAGGACACAUAAGUUGGUUAAUCGUGAAAGAUUUGAAAUCUUAUUCAAGAGAUAUCUACAAAUUCCGACAGGAUAAAAACUUCAGUGUAAGUCGUGAAACCUCAGGCAUAUUAUAGGCGCCGUGAAUGACCUGGAGACGUUGCUCAUACAGCAAAGUGACCCGCCGCUUCUAAAGCCAUAAUAACACAUUGAAAUAUCAAAGGUUCUCCAAAGUUUCCAUUGAACAAUCGGUGCACUGGCUGAAGGUACAUCCCGAGUAUCAGUCUCAGAACGGAGAAGUAUAAGAAUCGGAAAAAAGUUGAACGGGACGUCGCCGUGUGUUACGUUUCGAGUGGCGUGCAGUACGUCCACCUCGCUCCUCGCGUAUAGCUGCACUAUUUUCAGACUGGGUACAGCGGAAAGAGCGCGAUUAUAGCCGUUCCUCGAAAUUGCAGGAGGAAAGAGACAGUGAACGAGGGAGAGUGACACAUGAUAAAAAGAUAGAAAAGCCAGUGGAUUAGCUCUUGAAUAGUCGGUUGUGUUUUUCAUUGUUGUUACACGUAUAUACCGUUUAUAUCUGAUUGGUAGCUCACGUUCCUCUGUCCCAGGUCGAGACUUUUUCAAUAGCGAUAAGAAGAAGAAGAAGAAGAAGGUAUACCCAUUGUGGGCUCUACAUCGUGGCACGAACUCACGAGUAGCGUUGGUGCCGAGUGUGCAUAAUAUUCUUCGCGGCUACGUUGAACAGUACUGGCCCCCAAAUGCACAACCGGGAAAUCCUGUUUCAUGUUCAUGUUCUGGAGCAAACGGACGGUGCUCACUAGACGUCUUCUAAAGGCCAAGGUUCGCGGGGAGCAUGAAACCGAGUGUGAAACUCAAGAGGAUCAUUUUUUCGUUGCGAACGGUAACAGUACGAGCCAAGUGCGAGCACGGGCAUCCUCCUCCUCGUCCACCUCCUGCACGAGGGUUCAUCACCAGGCUUACCAGGGUAGAGACAAUGCCGAGGAUCCCGAUCGUCUACUGAGGUGCAAGGAGCUGCUCAAGUCUCUGAAGGAGAAUCAGCUGGAGAUGCUGCUCGCCGCCGUUGAGAGUUACGGGGCCGAUCUAAGCUCGUGCGUCCUGGUGCCGAGGAGGCACGUGCUCAUACCCGAGGACGAGGAACAGUACUAUUAUCAGGAGCAACACCACCAAGAGCAGACACAUUGGCCACCCUCGCCGCCAAUAUCCCCAACCUCACCAACUCGGCGAACCCAGCAGCAGCAGCGUCUCUCGCCGACGGAGGAGCGCAAUCCGGCGAAACCAGUUCGAGACCGAUGUCGAGGUCCCCGAACUUUGGAUUCGUCGCCUCUUCUCGAUCCGCACCUGCUCUCCUGCCAGAUCUGGCGGUGGCCGGACCUCGCCCACUCUUCCGAGCUUAAGAGACUUCCCGUCUGUCAUUCCGCUAAAGAUCCUGUAUACAUAUGCUGCAAUCCCUAUCACUGGAGUCGGCUCUGCAAACCUGAGUCGCCGCCACCCCCGUACUGCCUUAUAGCCGACAGGCUCAGACCCGAAGAUCGUGCUCCGAGUGAAGGAGAUUCGCGACAGUGCAGAAACUCCAGCCCUUUGCCAUUUCCUGGCUCGCUCACCACUAACGGAGAAGGCGAGGUGGGACAGAAGGAGUGGUGCACGCUGGCCUACUGGGAGCUGGGUGGUCGUGUAGGUCGUCUCUACCCUGUGGAACCAGCAACGGUGAACGUCUUCGAUUCCUUACUCGAUGGCGAUGGUCUCUGUCUGGCAACUCUGGCCGAGAAUCACACAGCAUCUCCAGCGGUCCAGAGAACGCGAAGCAAGAUUGGACUAGGUCUGAUGCUGAGCCAGGAAUCGGAUGGCGUAUGGGCGUACAACAGAUCGGAGAGUCCAAUCUUCGUGAACUCGCCGACCCUGGAUGAUCCGGAAUCCAGAACGCUCCUGGUCUACCGUGUACCUCCUGGGUUCUGCCUGAAUAUCUUCGACCGGACUAAGACUCUGCAGCUACCGUAUUGCGGUACCACGUCGCAGGCUCCAGCCUUUGCGUCCGGUCCCGUCGACGUCAACUCCGUCCGCAUCAGCUUCGCCAAGGGCUGGGGUCCCAAGUACUCAAGGCAGGAGGUCACCUCUUGUCCCUGCUGGUUGGAGGUCCUACUGGCACCCUGUAGGUGAUCCUCCCAACCGGCAUCUUCCACUCUCUCCAGUCCGCUCUUUGUCGUCGCUUCGCACUUGCCGUCGCGCAACGGAUCGCAUCACUGUGAACCAGGAGGCGUCUUGGAAGGUUACCCGAUUUCCGUCAUCCUCCUCGUCCUCGUAAAAGCUUGUAACGAACCUCCUCAUAUACGGCGCGGUAUCACGUUGCCAUGUUGAUAUUGAUAAUAAAAUGAGAUAUAAAGGUAGAAGACAUUGACAAUGAGAAUACGAGAAGUCAAAUGGAGUAUGGGGAUGCUGCGUCCUCCUCGGUGUGUCUGUAUCUAGUCCAGUGUCGUCAUCAACGACCUUGCCAGGUGACCGAAGUGGCUGUACGAAAGAUGGUGAACUGUACGCUCGAGUAGUCGACGAGGUAGAAACGGGACGUAGGUGGAUGUCAGGUGGCCGGGUGCCUUUCGAGACGGUGAGGAUGGUGUGAAUUGUAGAAUAAUGUCAAAGGGAAUCCGAUCGAAGGAUUCUUCGUCGUGAAAUCAUUGCUCGUUUAUGAAUGCGUAACAGAAUGUUAAAACACAAAUGCUGUAGAGUUUUCACUAUGUCGGACCCGGUCCCCUCUCUGUCGGUUGGGGUUGUACAUAUGUACAUGUACAGAAAUAUAAUAUCGUGCCUUUCCUGCUUCCUUCGUAUGGUGGUUGGUUUAGCCCCACGAAAUACCAGAGCACCGAGCUGGCUCGCCUAUACCAACUAGCCUAAAGCUUCGUACUACAGUAAUACACACGAUACUGUGAUAAGAGUCCAAUACGAAUUCUCCUUAUGAGAUGUACGCGCAUGCGUAUGAUGGGUGUACGUUUACAAAGAGUUUUAAGAAAGAAAAAGAUGAAGAAAAGGGAAAAUACGAGAAAAUGCUUAGCGAAAGGAGGGAUUGAUUAUGGAAUGGAUGGAAGGAGGAAAAUGUUGGGAAUAUUUUGAAGAAUAAAGGUGCAAAGAAAAAUAAUAUUAUGAGAAUGGAUUAUAAAGGAGAGACACAGAGAGAGAGAGAGAGAGAGAGAGAGAGAGAGAGAGAGAGAGGGAGAGAGUGAGUGAGUGAGUGAGUGAGUAUGUGUGUAAGAGAGAAAGAGAGCAAAAGGAACGUUGGAGCGAAUGCUCGGAGAUAAAAUGUAAUGUACCACCAUACGUACGUAUUCAAACUCAAUUGACUGAUCGACCCGUAGUUCUGACCAUUAGUUAUUUUUGUACAACCACUUUUAUCGUGUAAAAGUGGACGUUACUUAAUAUUAUUGAAUGAAUUAAUUAAAUGAAUUAUACAAAAGAUCGCAAACGAUAUGUGAUGUGUAUAUGCCGCGUAAAUGUUAUAUAGGUAGCUAGGUAUAUCUAUACGGAAAAAUACGAUUUUUUAGGUCGUCCGCGAAAGUUAUUGUAACGAUGGCAAUUGGAUUCUCGAUUGAAGCAUACGGAGGUAGUAGGAUGUCCUUUUAAACGAAGGCUAAGGUGGAGUUAAGGGUUAAAGUUCGAUUGGAGGUUCGCGUGCAAUCCAACUCGUUCGUUUUCCUCCUUUCAGUUUCUGAUCUCCUAGUAUUUGCUACCCACGCGACGGCGAAUGAAAACUUUGAGACAUGGCGCCAGUCCUGCCAAUUCCUUUGACGCGGUAGUCGCCUACUCCGCAUCCUGGCGUAACGCGUGUCUCUGCAGUAUAUAUAAUUUUUUUUACGACCAUUCGUCUUGUGCAAAAAUAUUUACUCGCACGGUUUUACCCACCCACGCACAGAGUGCGUAUGCGAUACGUACAAUGCGUGAGUGGAUAAACAGUGGUCGAGCGAUUGAGCAGAUGAGAAACAAGAAUGAGGAAAUUGUCAAUGAGAAAGGGAUCAUUCGGAGUGGAUUAAAAGACUGCGUUCAACGACAGUUUUUAUAUGUAAAAGAAAAGUAAGAAAUGGACUGGAACCGCAGGAACAGUAAAAUAGAGACUCAAUAUUCUGUCAAGGAUUCCAUUGCUGUUAUCGUUAUUAUAACUUUCGCGUACACUAGAUUAUUUAUAAAUUUUCUAAUCGAAUAUUUGUAGAUAAUUUUAUUUAUAUUCUGUAUAAAACAAUAAAAAGAAAGAAACAAACACACGAACACAAUACUCGUACCAUAUGUAAUGCGUAUGAAAAGAAAUGCAAGAAUAUGGGAUAUAUGUAUAGCGAGACUCGUACGAAUAAUAAGAAGGGGGGGAUGUAUAUAUACAGGGUGGCGAAAAAUUCUCUAACAACGAGUAUCUAUCGUGCUAUUUCAUCAAGACUUCAAAGUGACACUCCACGAAUGCUAUGUUGCUUCGGUCUAUAUGUUUCUGUACCUAAUUUCAAAUUUUUUUUUACUUUUCUUCUCCCACCAACCUUCCUUGCACUCCCUUUACUCUUCGUUCGGCCAUUUGCUUCUUUUCUCCGUCUAUACACUCGUGGCGUAAAUAUUUAAUUAAUAGGAAGGGGCUGCCUGUGUCGCUUGAAAGCGAUGCCCUGCGUCUCUUGGUCUACCCGACUCGACACAGCAGCCAAUUGCGAAUCAUAUGUCUGUCACUCUGUGAAGGAAAGAAAAUUCCAAAAGGAUUACAAUAACAUUGCUGAUGCUGAUGCUGGUCCUGGCACAGCAUCCUGAAGCGUACCGAUGAGUCUUAUGUGAGCGAGAGACACAGGUUGAUAUUUUGAAUGGAAAUAAAAAUAUUUGAUCCAAGGCAAGCAUUACGUACUGUUAAUGAAUAAUAAUAAUAAUCGAUUGGCAAUGAUAAAGUAACAAAGGACCUUUUUUCCUCUUAAUGGGACACUGUGGCCACCCUGUGAUAGGAUUUGAUCUUGAAAUGGAUAGAGGGACUAUGAUCUGACCUCUGAUGUAAAGGUGAGAUGGUUUAAGGUUACAUAUAUAAAUUGAAUUUAGAUGAGAGGACACGAGGUGGAUGUCGAGGAGAAACCAGUUCUACUAGGGAUCACGUCUGUGAGAAACAUAGUGCCUUUAUAGCGUUCACUGUUAAUUAAAUUAGUGAUUAAUGCGAGAUGAUUAACGAUAUACUAUAUUGUUGUUAUUAAUAAUAA